GAAUUGCGAACCAUAACAAAGCAGAGCAAGGUUCGUAGUCAAAGGACUUCUUCUGUAGCCUUGGCCGGGUGUUUGCGUCUAUAUAUCGUUCGAUUCUAAGACCUACUCUCAGAAAGAAUACACAAAAACAUGGGUCGUAUAUUUCUCAAUCACCCCGGCGGGAUCACUUUGUAUUCUUGUGCGAACUGCGAUACAGCUUUGACGAACAGAUCGGAGUUAACAUCAAUGGUACGUACACGACUAAUAAAUACUGGCUUCUUGGCUUUCACCUUGGGUUGAUUUUUACACAAAUCGAAUAGAAAUUGGAGGAAGACUGGCAUACUUCGUUUUAACAUGUCAUUCUUGAAUUUUUAUUUUGGAGAUCCACUGCGCAAAUUACCCACGUCUGAUCUCGCUUUUUGCGUCAGAUCGAAAAUUCAGUAUCAUUUAAAUGUGAACUUUCCCCAACAAUCAGUUACCUUGUGAACGAUACCAAAGUGCUGUUGAUAAUUCCUUUUCACCUAGUCUUCACGAUGAUUUUUCCCAAGUUACUAUCAAUCUUGCUUCGACUUUGGACAUUUUGUGGGUUUCGGAAUGAUUGAAAUUGAAAAUUUACUCUAUGCUAUUUUCAGCUGUUAAAGUGUCAAUUUCGUCAGAUAAUUCUGACUGGAAAUAAUAUUUCCGAUUAAAACCACAGUCCUGCAUUCCCUUCGCAGAUUAUUUAACGUUAAUUUGUUUUUGUUUCCGUUUGAAUCAUUAACCCUCUAAUCAGAGAUUCAAUGGAGCUACUGGAAGGGCGUUUUUGUUCAAGAAAGUGUGAGUGUCGUUUUUUUUCUUUUUUUUUAUCAUUACUGUUUUUUUCCAUUAUCAUCUUCUUCGUCGACAUUGUUGAAAUUUAAGUCCAAAGCAAGUAGUAUCAAUUGGACAUCAUCAUGUUACAAUAUUAUUACAUCGAUUUAAAAAAUAAUUAUCCGUUUAAUCAAUCCUUAUAUCAUUUUUACUAUUAAAAGUAUAAUGAAUGUUGACAAUCAGACAUAGUUUGAUGCUACUCUGGUUUACAGAUUUAAUGAAUGUAACCAAAGAAGUUACAAUUCACAGACCCAACAUUUUAACACUCCUGUCUAGUGCCUUCAUUAGGGGUGAUCUAAAUGCUACAACAAGAGGUCCUUUUAGACAAUCACUAAUUAGCUGCCUUUAAAAAAAAAAAAAUAAAAAAAAAAAGGCAGCUGAUUAGAGAUCACAUAAAAGGACCUCUUGUUGCAGCAUUUAGAUCACCCCUGAUCAAGGCAUUAGACAGAAGUAUCAAAAUGUUGGGUCUAUGAAUUAAAACUUCUUUGGUUACAUUCAUUAAAUCUGUAAACCAGAGUAGCAUCAAACCAUGUCUGAUUGUCCACCUGGUUGCCAUGUGAACUUUAAUGUAUUGAAUGGUAAAAAAUAUUACUAUUUAUUACUGUUAUAGCUGAGUGUUUUUUAACUUACUGUUGACUCAUUUUUGUUCAAGUCUUUUAUUGGAUAGUGAAUGAAUAUAAAUUUUGCAACUGUCUAUGACUGAGAAAAAGCCAAAGCUAAACAGAUUUCCUCUGUCUUACAGGGUUAAUUUAACAUUCAGCAAUGUUCAGGAUAGAGUAAUGGUAUGUUAUUACUUUAUGGUGGUAUAUAUUACUGGUUUAAUUAACUCUUAAGCUCCCAUGAUCUGAUAGUUAAUUCUCCCCUCUAGGUGCUACACAUUUCCUUGUAAAUUAGUUAUAAGAAUUCAGUAUUAAAUCAAGUCAACAAAUUCGACCCAGUGAGUUUAUUAUUAUUAAUGUGUUUGCUGGAAAAUGUAUGGAUGUUAUAGGGGGAAGUUACAUUUUAAUAACUAUUGGAAGUUAAAGUGUUAAAAUUGAUUCCAAGGGUGCAGGGUCAAGGUUUUCCAUCAAGGAGCUUCUGUAUUAAGGAGGCAAGUUAUAUAAGUGGAACCAUAGGUUAUAAGGGCCACCUUGUUUAACUAGGAAAAAUAACAAUUUAUGACAAUAGAACAACAAGCCAUUGCCUAAAUUCCAGUCACAUACAACUUAAAAACCUCCUAGCUUUGCCUGUGGAAUCGUUUCUUUGCAAUCUGAAGCUUAUAGCUUGCAUCUGUAGCAAUGUAUACUUAAUUUGAAAUUUCAGUUUGUAUUUGCUGUAAGUUUACUUUAGUUCAAAUUCUUUCUGCAGCUUACUGGAAGGCACAUGGUCAGAGAUGUCUUCUGUAAGAACUGCGAUUCAAAACUUGGCUGGAUGUAUGUAAGUGUUCGGGAGCACUCCAUGUUUUUUUCUGUUUUCGUCUUUUUCUAUCAUCACAUCUUUGGGAAACAAAACUAAAGGGCUUUUUAGAAUGAGAAAAUCAUUUGCCUACAGGAUAGUUUCAAAUAUCUUUGGGAAAUAAAUUGAUUAACUGAUUAAAUGUAAUACUGGUCUGCAACAUGAACAUGUGAGUGUGUAGGACACUUUUAUUGCAAUAAUCAAUUCAGAUACUCAGUCACUGUAGCUUAAGUCAAACCAGUAGAUUCAGGAAGUUGUUGUUGUUAUCUAUUUUAACUCAUGUUUAUCAUCUCAGGAAUAUGCAACAGAGGAGAGCCAACAAUACAAGGUACAAUUAAUGUUACUAAAUCUAAAGUUAUUAGACUUCAAGAUUCGAUCAUUCCCUACCCAACCUACCCUUUACUUAACAGGUUCAACCAGUUCAGUGCCCAGUGUUUUCUUAACAGUUGUACGACCAUGGAGGGAAAGCAAAUGCAUGGUUUGGCAUGGCCAGAAUGAACUGGGCUGAGACACAUCUAACAUGAGACACACCCUGCCUCGUCUGGGUCUCUUCUCAGUCUCUACUUUCCCAAAGUUUUUGCUCCAUAAUCGGGGCAUGGGCCCUACCCCUUACUUAACCAUUUAUUCUCCAUUUAGUUUAUCUUACAUUCUUUUUCAGUUGUAAAGCUUAGAAGUGUGGGGGCUCCUUCAUGCAAAAUUAGGAAAUUCUUUUGAUGUUAUCAUGGAAAUGCAUAACAAAUGAAACUGAUCUUAAUUUUUCUAUAUUCUGUUGUGCAAUGACUGUAGGAGGGCCAAGUUAUUCUGGAGCGGGCUUUGGUGACUGAAAGUGAAGGAAUUGAAGAAAUUGGUGACUUUGAUCACUAGCAUUUUAGUUUGUUAACUUUUGAAUUUCAGUGAUGAAAGCUGUUGUACAUAAAAUAUUAUGAAAUAUUUAAAGUGAUACUUUGGGCAAAGUAGGGAACUUUCAGAAAUAAGAUAUUCAAUCAUUUGAAUAUUUAGACAUUUGAUUUUGAAAUAAGGGUAAGGGCAACUCUGAACUACUUGUUUCCCAUUUUUAGGAGUACGGCUUUAACAACAAUUAUCUGAUCUGUUCAUUGUUAUUCAAAUGAUUAUGAAUGUUUCAGCUGCUUAAAUUUUAGUAAUUACAAGUUGCAAAUUCUCCUGUACAUAAAGUUUAUACUGUAUAUAUUGCAUAUACCAUAUACCGAUUGACAAAUUUUAAUAUAUUUCACCAUUGAGCAUAAAGUAACAGCUUUCCCAUAUUAAGUAACAUCAACAUGGAACAAAAUUUUGCAUAAUGUAAUGUGAACAAUUGUUCUUGUCUCUGUAUCAGGGAUAAGUAAGGCAAAUGAAAGUGUUUUUUCUGAUUUAUUGGUUUCCAAGACUGUUCUUGUUUUAACCUACAAAAUCAUUGUAAUUUCACUCAUUACAGAAAUGGGAUAAGAGCCGGUGGGAGAGGCUAGAUUAAUGGCAUCUCAAGUUAAUCUGUGAAUUAUUAUUGGUGAUUGUAUUUAGACUAUUAGGAACUAAGUUGUAAAUUGGCAGAGUAUGAGCAGAAUCACUGACACCUAAUGAGGAACAUUUUGGGCAUUAGGAAACUUCUGAGCAUUUUGAAUUUUGCUUCAGUAAAAACUGAUAUUUACAUUAAAAGGGUCAUUCCAACAUUCAGUUCAUUUCAAUCCUUCCCAAUUUUGUUGAUCUACACAUUUGUUGGGACCUGCUGCAUCUAACGAGUUUUCCAAAUAUUUCCAGCUGUUUUUGAUUGACUUUUGCAGCAAUACUUUGGACUUUUGAACAAUGCUCCCCUAUCUGAUCUGUUGUUGUAAUCAAGUUUGUUACCAGGUUUGAAUCAUUAAAGGUGUCGAACUUGUUCAACUUUGAGCAGAUUGCAGGAAUUCGAACUCAGGUAAGGGCUUCACAACCUACAAGUUUAAGUCACUUUUUUGGGUAAGAUGUUAAAUCAAGAAUCUGCUUUAAUCAGUAUGGUAUAUGCAAUACAUCCAUGGAUUUUUCUUUUCAGGGUUUCUUCUUAAAACCUACUACCAGUACCUUCCCAUUCAUGUCCCCUCUGUCUGUUAGACAGUCCUUGUUGCACG
This is a messenger RNA of Pocillopora meandrina, 4358 nucleotides long. The record is from the annotation of a GenBank genome assembly. NCBI's taxonomy places the organism in Eukaryota, Metazoa, Cnidaria, Anthozoa, Scleractinia, Pocilloporidae.